AGCCAGUUCGGCUCCAGCCUGUUUGGCUAGAGCCUGGUUGGCCCCUGUUCGUUGUUGAGGGCCUGGCUGCCCUGCCAUCUUUUCUGCCCUGUCCGCCCUUGGGACACACAGAACAGACUGAACAUGAGCCGCGCGGUGUUGCAGGUCUUCGAGGAGUACCAGAAGGCACGGGUCACCUUCGUGCAGACUGUUGCCGACUUGGCCACGCGCCCUCAGAACAUCGACGCAUUGCAGAAUGCGGGGGUCAUGGCCCUGCUGAGGCCCCUGCUCCUCGACAACGUCGCGUCGAUCCAGCAAUCCGCCGCCCUGGCGCUCGGGCGCCUGGCGAACUACAGCGACGAGCUAGCCGAAUCGGUGGUGACCCACGAGAUCCUGCCGCAGCUCGUCUACUCGCUCUCACAGCAGAACCGCUUCUACAAGAAGGCCGCCGCCUUUGUCCUCCGUGCGGUCUCGAAGCAUUCGCCGCAGCUCUCGCAGGCCGUGGUGGACAGCGGGGCGCUGGAGGCGCUCGUCUCCUGCUUGGAGGAGUUCGACCCCUCGGUGAAGGAGGCGGCGGCCUGGGCGCUGGGCUACAUCGCGCGCCACACGAAGGAGCUCGCCCAGACUGUGGUGGACGCCGGCGCAGUGCCGCUGCUGGUGCUCUGUUUUCAGGAGCCCGAGCUGACGCUGAAGCGCAUCUCCGCCUCCGCCCUCAGCGACAUUUGCAAGCACUCGCCCGAGCUGGCGCAGACCGUAGUCGACGCAGGCGCGGUGUCGCUCCUCGCGAGGGACAUCUCCCACAGUGACGCGCCGCUGAAGCGACAGGUGUGCUCGUGCCUGGCGCAGAUCGCCAAGCACUCGGUCGACCUGGCGGAGGUGGUCGUGGAGGCCGAGAUCUUCCCCCGAAUCUUGCACUGCUUGAAGGACAUGGACGAGUUCGUGCGCAAGAACGCGGCGACGUGCAUUCGAGAGAUCGCGCGCCACACGCCAGACUUGGCCAAACUCAUCGUCAACGCGGGCGGCGUGGCCGCUAUCGUCGACUACAUCACAGAGGCGCGCGGCAAUAACCGCCUCCCGGGCCUCAUGACGCUGGGCUACAUCGCGGCGUUCUCGGAGACUCUCGCGCUCGCGGUCGUGGUCUCCAAGGGUAUCCCCCCCCUGAAGGACGCCCUCAUCAACGAGCCUGAAGACCACAUCAAGGCUGCGUCGGCCUGGUCGUUGGGCCAGAUCGGCCGCCACAGCCCAGACCAUGCGCGCGCACUGGCCGAGGCGGACGUCCUUCGCCGCCUGCUGGCCGUGUACCUGCACCAGGACUCGAGCGAGGACCUGCAGACGAAGGCAAAGCGUGCCCUCAAGAGCGUCGUGCAGAAGUGCACGCACCUGCCCGCGCUCGAGCCGCUGCUCGAGGCUCCCCCGAACAUCCUGAAGUACGUGGUGCAGCAGUUCGCCAAGGUCCUCCCAAAUGACCUCAAUGCCCGGCGCACCUUUGUGCAGUCGGGUGGUUUGCAGAAGAUCCAAGAGGUGAAGGCGGAGGUCGGCUCGAAGCUCCACGACUACAUCGACGAGAUCAACAUGCUGUACCCCCCUGAGAUCGUGCAGUACUACUCCCCCAACUACUCCGACACCCUCCUCAAGAAGCUCGACGAGUUCAACCCCACCGGCUGAGCCGAGGGCUUCCGGCGAGUAUUCUCCACUCCUUCUCGUCUGUUUCCUCCCCGCUUCGUCCCGCCUCUGUGGUCGUCUCUCCUCGUGGGUUUUGCCUCUUCUUUCUCUUUGUCUUCAUCACCAUACUCCUCUUUCUUUGUGAAGCUCGUGCUGGAUUGCGCCUGCUUCUCCUUAAUGCAGGAGGAGCGCGACUACUUUUUCCAGCGAUCUCUGUGAACUGAAACCAAGCUUGGACGAGAGGCGCUAGUCUCCCGUGCGCCCGCCCUUACAGCGACUCUGGGCAAGGCGAGGCAAGGCAUGGCACUGCCAGUCAUAGUCUUGGCAGUCACGCAUAGUUCUCCUUCCCAUUCUCUGACAUGACGUUUCUUGCCUUCGCCCUGUGCUUUUCCCCCCCGUCCUCGACAGCGGCCCCUGCUGAGGCGACGAGUAAGAUAGAGCCGGUGUUAUGCUGUAUCGGCCCGUAUC
Messenger RNA from Prorocentrum cordatum, 2109 nucleotides. The record is from the annotation of a GenBank genome assembly. Lineage: Eukaryota; Dinophyceae; Prorocentrales; Prorocentraceae.